This is a messenger RNA of Chlorella variabilis, 3963 nucleotides long. RefSeq lists its product as hypothetical. The record is from RefSeq and is a predicted model, not a curated record. The transcript is spliced from 26 exons. The coding region runs from base 1 to 3963 and encodes 1320 amino acids. Gene Ontology annotation, molecular function: ATP-dependent chromatin remodeler activity; ATP binding. Lineage: Eukaryota; Viridiplantae; Chlorophyta; Trebouxiophyceae; Chlorellales; Chlorellaceae.
AUGGGGCUGAAGGAGCGAAUGGCGGCUGCCUUGUCGGGCUCGAGCUGGGCCGGCGCGCCCACACCCCAGCCUCAGGCCCCUCAGCUGGCGCACGAGUCGCCGCCGUCGCCGGAAGCGCCUCAGCCGGCGGCGCCCGCGCCUGCAGCCCGGGCCCAGCCCUCCGGCAGCCAGCAGCGGCCUGAGGCCAGCAGCCGUCCCUCGGGCAACUCCAGCCUCCUCGCCAAGAUCGCUUUUGCCAAGGAAGUCAACGAGCGGUAUCGAGUGCCGGCCGUCAGCCAGGCCGACCUGCUGCAGCCCUCGCAGCGCCACCAGCGCCAGCCGAUCAAUGGCAGGCUCGUGGCUUUUGGGACAGCGCCUCCCGCAGCCAACACGAGCGCCACUUCGUACCACGCCGACACUUCUCAGCAGCACCAGCAGCAGCAGCUUCAGCCGCAGCACCCAGCGCCCGCAGGGCAGCCGACCACGCAGGCGGCUGCGUCCCGACACGACGGUAUCGACAGGGCAGCGGCCCGCGCCACAGUGGUGCUGUCUGCCUCCCAGGACGACUUUGAGUUCGACGCGAGCGAGGCGCUGCGCAAGGCAGGCGCAGGCGCCGGCGGAGGCGGCGCCGCUGGCGCCAGGCGGGCGCCCGCCGAGGCACGGCCUGCCACCCAGCUGCAGCAGCAGCAGCAGCAGCAGCUGGCAAACGAGCUCGACGAUUUGCUGCCCAGCGGCAGCCAGCGCGCAGCGGCCAAGCCGCGGGGCAAGCGCGGCGGCACGGCCACCACGCCCGGCGCGCCCCGUCGCAAAGCCGCUGCAGGCGGCCUCGGCGGCGGCCGAGCCAACGGCAAGUCUGGCGGCGGAGGCAAGGGCAGCGGCAAGGGCCAGGCCCGACGCAAAGCGGCGGCACCAAAGCGGAAUCGCGAGGAGCCUUCACAGGAUGAUGGGGAGGAGGGGAGUGGGAUGGAGGACGGCGGCCUGGCAGACCUGCUGCUGCUGCCGCCCGAGGAGCCGGCGGCAGGCCGGGCAGCGGCGGCGCCAGCAGCGGCGGCAGAGGCGCAGCAGGAGCGGCGGGCGCCCGGCAAUGCGCCCUUGGACGGCCCUAACGAGGAGCUGCGCUUGGCGGUGGGCGAGGAUGGGGAGCCCUGGCCAGAGGAUGCUCAGGAGGAGGCUUACCUGAACUUUGCCGUCCCCGCCAGCAUCAACCGCUUCUUGCGCUCCUACCAGCGCGACGGCAUCAGGUUCCUCAUGAGGCAGUACGCCCGCGGUACCGGCGGAAUCCUUGGGGACGAUAUGGGGCUCGGCAAGCCCCUGCUGCCCUUUCGCAGCUACAAGCAGACCCACUUGGCAGGCAGCCGGGCUGGCAAGACGGUGCAGGCAAUCGGGUUCAUCGCUGCGGUACUGGGCAAGACGGGCGACCUCGACGAUGCGCACCUGCCAGAGCUGCAGCCGCUGCGCAAGAUCGAGCCUCUGCCAGAUAGCGAGGGAGAGACGCAGUGGGGCCUUGUGAACGACGAUGCGUAUGCUCCCGACUACAGCACCUGCUAUCCCGUCCUGGUGGUGGCGCCCACCUCUGUGCUGGAGAACUGGGAGAGGGAGUUCGACAUGGUGGCUGUGUGCAAGAGCAAGCAGCGCGACGCCGGCGACCCGGGCGAGGAGCUGCUGACCAUCCCCUGGCACAUGGCGCUGUUCGAUGAGGCUCACUUCCUGAAGAACAGCCUCACCAAGAGAUACAUGCUCGGGUCUCGCCUGCCCACGCGCCUGCGCUAUGGCCUGACGGGCACCCCCUUCCAAAACGACUAUGCCGAGAUCUGGGCGGUGAUGAACUUCAUGGCGCCAGGCUGCCUGGGCGAACGCAAGGAGUACAUGGAUGGGACAGCCCGCCCCAUCAUGAGAGGCCAGCAGGCCAGCUCCAGCGACAACGCCAAGGCGGUGGGUGCCGAGGCGCAGCACGAGCUGCGUGCUGUGCUGGCAAGGUACAUGCUGCGCCGCACCAAGAAGCUCAUCGCUGACCAGAUGCCCAAGAAGAUGGACUAUGCGGUGUUCUGCGAGCUCAGCCCGCUGCAGCUGGCGGCCUACAAGCGCCUGCUGGAGUCCCCAGAUGUGGAGCUGCUGCUCAACCACCGCGAGCCCUGCCUGGAGUGCGGCAGCGGCGAGCCGUACUACAAGUGCUGCGGGUGGAAGGUGGAGGAGGAGCGGGGGGGCGUGCUGUGGCCUAUGUACCACUGCUGCGAGUGCGACGACGCAUACGACAAGGACUACAACCCCAAAGGGUGCAGGAACCACAAGCCCGAUGGCUGCUGGCAAUAUACCCCCAACCACCUGGAGCUGGUCAAGGCGCAGCACGAGGACGAGAUCAAGGACCCGCGCAAGUUCAAAAAGGCGCUGCAGAUUGCGGAGCUGGUGAUUGGGGAGGACAGCGCGGCGCUGGGCGGGUACGUGACGAGCGAGGAGUUCAUUCGCCUCAGCGACACCAGUACCUGCGGCAAGAUGGAGGCGAGCUGCGCUGCGCUACGCUACGCUGCGCUGUGCUGUGCGUUGCUCGAAUGUGCGCAGCUGCUUCCUGACAGCUGGAUCCGUGUCAUGCUUCACAUCACGGCGCUGGACGCCCUGCUGAAGACCUGGCGCGACGCUGGCAGCAACAAAGUCCUGCUGUUCAGCAACAGCGUGCAGACGCUGAACAUCCUCAAGGCCAUGGUUACAGCCAGCGGCUAUGAUUACAUCAUGCUGGACGGCAGCGUACCACAGGCGGAGCGCCAGACAUUGUGCGACAAGUUCAACACGCAGCCCUCCACCUUCAUCUUCCUCAUCUCCACGCUGGCGGGCGGCGUGGGCCUCAACCUCACUGCCGCCAACAAGGUGGUCAUCUUCGACCCCAGCUGGAACCCCGCCAUGGACCUGCAGGCCCAGGACCGCGCCUUCCGCAUUGGCCAGAAGCGGGACGUGAGCGUGUACCGCCUCAUCGCUGCAGGCACCAUGGAGGAGAUCAUCUACGACCGCCAGCUGUACAAGCAGAUGCACAGCGAGAUUGUGCUGGAGGGCAACACGGCGAUGCCGCGCACGUUUGAGGGCGCCAAGACGGGCAACCGCGAGGACCACGGCGAGCUGUUUGGCAUGCUCAACCUGCUGAAGCACAACAAAGAGAAGAUCCUCACCCUGGAGUACAUAGAAAACGAGCGGCGGCGGCGCGCCCGCGGCGACCGCGACCGGGACGGGUACCGCAUCGAAGCCUACGACCCCGAUGCUGAGGCCCGGGAGGCGGCCGCCGCCGCUGCGCUGCCCCGCGCGCGGCGUGGCGGCGCUGAAGUGGCCGACGGCGAGGAUGCAGGCCUGCAGGCGCUGGUGGCGGCGGAACUUGGCAUCCUUCCAGAGGAGGCAGAGGCGCAGCCGCGCGGCGGCAGCCCCAGCCAGGACGGCGCCGGCGGCGGCGAGCGGCAGGCUGCGGCCUCGGGAGGGCUGCUGGCGGCAGAGCAGGAGGGGGAGGAGCGGUGGGAGGAGCACCGUGCGGAGACAGAACUGCUGGCCAAGGCUGGGGUCACAGGCAUGCUGCAGCACAACCUGGUCUUCAAGCCCAGCGCGGCAGAGGCGGCUGCCACACGGGCGGCUGAGGAUGCGGUGGAGGCAGAGGCCCAGCGCAAGCAGGGAGGCCUGGCGGAGGAGGCGGUGAGGAUGGCGGGCAAGCGGCAGCGCACGCAGCGCGCGCAGCGCACGCGGCCGGAGCAGGUGGCGUGCGGCGGCGGCGGGCGGGUGCAGGCCCGGGUCCUGCCCCUGCUGGAGUCGGUGGCGGAGGCCCUGGGGCAGCCGGCGGAGGUGGCGGCGCGCCGCCUGCUGGACCUGCAGCCAGAGGCGCGGCGCGAGCUGCGCCGGGCGCUGGCGCGCGGCGACGACCCACCCCUGGCGCUGCCCACCGACGGCGCGCGGCAGGCGGGGGACUGCUCGGGCCGCGCCGCGCACGCCGGCCAGGACGAGCCGCAGAACCCCUAG